AUUGAGCAGAGAAGCUACCGGAAAAACAGAUAUAAAUGAAUACUGCACCAGCCCUUCCAUUGAAGUCUACUUUCGUAAAUAUACUUCUUUAAGUUUCGCAUGUAUCUGUAUGUUGCAUGGACAUAUUUAGCGAUUUGUAUGAUUUGCACGAAGUUCAUCUUUAUACUGUAUUAUGCAGCUUUGUACAGAUCCAAACAUCCACAUUACAAGCCAAUGAGGGAUUGUGAAUUGUAUCCUGAAAUACAGAUUUAGAUAUGACGGCAUACGCUGAGACCAAUAGUUGGAGAAAUUCCAUCCUCAAUCAAUUACAGGAGAGAAACAAAAGAGAAACUGAUCUAUUUCAGGAACUAGUGGAAGAACAUACCAAAAUAUUCGAAAAUUACAAUACGUUAUAUACAGAAAACAUUCAGCUGUCAAUACAAGUAGAAAAACUUAAGGGUAGGGGUAGUCUCGGAUCCAAUAGUUCUAGUCUUGGCGAUAUUAAACUCCAAGAACGAAUACAGCACUUAGAGCAGAAACUGCUCGUUCAAGCCGAGGAACUGACGGAAUUGCAUCGAAGAAAGGGAGAAAAUGCGCAACAGAUAAUCGAUCUGAAUGCUCUAGUUCAAGAAAAGGAGAAAAUAAUUGCUUCCAAAAAUGUGAUACUAGCAGAAAACGCGGCAAAAAUGGUGUCUCUCCAAGCCGAAAUUUCCAUGUUAGACAAAUCAAAAAACGAACUGCAAUAUCUUUGGGAUACUCUUAGAGACGAACACCAAGCGCUCCAGAUGCUGUUUACGUCAUUAGAGGACAAAUUGAGAAAGGCCCAAGACGAAAAUAGGCAACUGGUAGAAAGACUUAUAAAGUACAAAGCGAAGGACGCAGACCGCAUGAACGAAGAAAACGAUAAUUUUCUUAAGAAACGCUACGCAAAGAUGCAGAAAGAGAUAGAAGAAGCGUGCAAAGAUACUAGAGGAUCACCCGAAGAACUGACUGAAGGUUAUGGUCCUUUAUGUACUUCGAACCUACCAGCUAGUUUAAAUGUUAAGUUUGAUGCCCACGAAGGAGAAGUUAGUGCUGUCAAAUGGAGUCCUCUGGAGAAGCUUUUAGCUACGGGAGGUGCUGAUCGCAAGUUGAAGCUUUGGGAAAUUUCUAAAGGUUGCUACGAUAGUAAAGGGACGUUAGUAGGUAGUAAUGCCGGCGUUAUGGCUAUAGAUUUCGAUUCCUCGGGUUCUUUAAUCUUAGGUGCUUCCAACGAUUACGCUACUAGAGUGUGGACAAUCGCAGACCAGAGGUUACGGCAUACUUUAACUGGUCAUUCUGGUAAAGUGAUGGCUGCCAAAUUCUUAGGGGAAGCUUCCAAGGUAGUCACCGGCAGUCAUGACCGCACCUUGAAAAUUUGGGACCUACGUAGUCGAGCUUGUAUAGAGACCAAAUUCGCAGGUUCCAGUUGCAAUGAUCUUGUUACGGUGGAUAGUGCAGGUUCAAUAAUUAUAAGUGGCCAUUUUGAUAAGAGUAUAAGGUUUUGGGAUAGCAGAUCGGAAUCUAGUGCCAAUAACGUAGUUUUAAACGGUAAAGUUACUUCGUUAGAUUUAACAAGAGAUGCCAAGUAUCUCGUUUGCUGCGUCAGGGAUGAUACCCUUAAACUUCUCGAUCUACGGAUGAACCAAGUAGUGACGCUGUUCAGCUGCGAUGGUUUUAAGGUGGGAUGCGACUAUUCGAGAGCGACUUUCAGUCCCGAUGGGCAGUACGUCGCUGUUGGGUCGGCCGAUGGGUCAGUAUACAUUUGGGGCGUGAAUAGCGCUAAAGUGGAGACGAUACUCAAGGAACACGGAGCUGCAGUUACCGCGACAUCUUGGAACCCCUUCGGGAACUUUCUUACUAGUGUAGAUCGUUCUAAGAAAGCAAUAGUGUGGAGCGAUAUGUAAAUCGAUGCUUUUAUGUAAAUAUUGUUGAUCUAAACCAACUUCGAACUCGUUUUUCCUGAUUUGUAUUCUACGGGGCGCGUCUAAAAGCUGUAACCAUUUUAUUUUUUGAACCGUACUACUCACGAUUCAUGAAUAACUGAAUUAAGCCACUUGUAGAUUGUUUUUAAGAUAUUCAGUGACCAUUUUCUAAAAGAAUUUGCAACGGGGUCAUAAGUAAUACAUCAUUUGAAAGCUAUUAAAACUUGGUACGGUUCCAAAUUUUUGUGCUAUUUUGGUGUGUUGUUUCAAAAUGUGGCCAGUGUACCGCCAGUGGCGGUAGUGUUACAAAAAGUUGUGCAGUGUACCUUGGUAACUAACCUUCUACACUUUAUAAUAUGUAUAUGCCAACUGCCUUGACUCCAAAUUACAGGUAUAGGUUGGCUUCAAGCUGUCAAAUAUUAGUAAGGACUUUUUACGUAGGUGCAAGGGAAUCAUACAUUUUACUUACUUGGACGAAGACACAAAUCACCCUCUUACUUUCUCCAAUACUCUUAACUUUUCUCCAUUGGUCUCUAUCUUCAACUGCUCUAAAUGUUUGGCAGAAUAAGUGGCUGAAUUCUAAAUUUGGUUGGACCACCUGGUUGGUGACAGUCCUCUUGAUGUUCUCCCCGGAACGUUUCCAGAAACGCUUAAUCUCUCUAAAUUAUAAUCACCUCUGCGAACCACGUGACCAAGGAACUAUGUAAUGUGCUGCAGACAUGUUGUGGACAGCCUUGUUUUAAUGUCAAGUUGGUUAAUAAUAUAAAUGUUUGUGCGAUGAGCUGUCUAAGGUAUGCCCAAGCAAUCUCUUCUUGAUUUUUUGAGAGAUAGACUGUCUUUCCAAACUUUAGUUAGGAGACUCACGGCAUUUUUGUGCAUACCAAUGCGUCUCCAAAUUUCUGCUUCGCAGUUGCCAUCGUUAGUUAUACUAGAUCCGAGACAGAUGAAGUUGUCUACUCCUGCAAGUGGUUACUCAACUGAAUAGUGGUUAAUCUGUCUAUCACCAUUAUUUUCGUCUUUUUUUAUUAAUCUUAAGACCAACUUUGAUGCUGUCCAACUCAACUCUUCGCAGGAGAUCUAACAUUUUUUGUUCAUUUGCUGCUGGAAGUGUACUGUCAUGAGCAAAUCUUAAAUUGGAGAUUUUUCUACCAGCCACCAUUACUCCAUCAACUCAUCCUUCUAAAGCUAUUCACACAAUAUCUUCACAAUAAAUAUUAAAUAAGACAGUUGCAAAACGGAACUUUGUCUAACCCCUCUCUCUGCUCUGAAUUGGCUUGAGAACUUCUGAUCUAGUCGUACUGUUGCCAUAUUAGACUGAUUAGGUAUUAAUUAUGUACUGAUUAGGUGGAUUAAGUAUUUAAAAUUCUCUCGAGAUUUGCAUAAGACUUUUUUGAAAGCUCUUGUACCACUUAGAAACAAAAAAAAUACUUUCACUGUGAGUCAGUUUAAGAUAAUUUUAAAGCGACAGAACCACACACAAAUGUAAAAGCUUAUUAAAAGACACAAGAGCUGUCAAAUGACGCACUCUACUGCAAAUGUUUAAGAAAAAUGAUAUAAUAUUUUUGACAGAUGUCAGCACAAAAGAAAUGAAUUUUAUUAGGAUAUUGCAGAUUAUAGAAAUAAAUUGUCCUAUUCGAGCAUUCUUAUAUAAAAAUUUAAUAAUACCAAGAUAUUAAAGUUAGUCCGUACUUUUUUACAUACUUGCCAUUGAACUGCACCACAGAAUCACACAACAAUCCAGGAACACGAACACACUGAAUGGCACAAGCGUGACCAGACAUCUCGUAACGCGACAGUUCGUAACCGGACAACUGGUAAAGGACAAUUCGUAACAGCGACACUUCGCAGCGGCGACAGUUCGUAACUAUACAAAUUCGUAACGUCCAAAUUGAAUUAUUCUGUUUAUUUUUGUUAACGUGGAAACUAACUGUUAUUACAGUUAUAAUUAAAAUUAUAUUUAUUAAUUUAACGAAUCAGUACCGGGAUAAACAUGUUUAACACAUUUUAUGUUUCGUGUUUCAGAAUAUGUUAAAAGUCUUUAAACACAAACAAAUAUUUAAAUACAUACAAACUUUUAACAAUAUUUUUAAAAGUUUAUCCCUCUUAUUGUUCCUUAAAUUUGCAUAUACCUAGACAAAGGAAUAAUGAAGUAAUUCAUGAAAUAUUUAAGCAAACAACCGUCUUUAGACAUUCCCAAUUUUCUAGUAAAAAUUUUGUAAAGGAAAGAUUAUAAUUACCUAUUAUUAUAAUAAACCUUGUGAUUGGUUAUAGCGUUGGGGUAUUCAAUCAACGGUUAUAGUUGAUACGAGGAAUGGUUUUUAAUACUUUAAUACUUGGUUUAAAUACAUUUAUUAUAUUCUGAAAGACGAAAUAUGAAAUGCCUUAAAAAUGUUUAUCCUGCUACUGAUUCGUUAAAUUGAUAAACAUAAUUUCAUUUAUAAUUGUAAUAACAUUUAGUUUCCACGUUAACAAAAAUAAACAGAAUAAUUCAAUUUAGACGUUACGAAUUGUCCAUUACGAAUUUGUAUAGUUACGAACUGUCGCUGUUACGAAUUGUCCGGUUACGAACUGUCGCGUUACGAGAUGUCAUGGAACCGUCACAAGAGCUUCCAAAUGAGGAAUUCUUGCCACAUGAUCCUGUUUGAAAUUAUUUUACAAGAUGGCGCUCGUCCGCCAUUUUUAAUAACAACGUUACAAGAUCUUACAAACAAUACACAGACGGCUUAGUUUAGUUCCUCAAAAAAUUAUUAUUAAUGUAAGUAUGUAUUAUGGUUCAGAUAAUAACGAGGGUAUGGACUUUGUACGCCCACUUUUUGUAUAUUUUAAACUUUUAAAUAACUAAAGGCCUAUAUACUGUGACAUUGUGAUCAAAUAAUAAAUUUAAUAUAUAUAUAAUUAUUAGCACAAAUUGUAAUACUUUUUUCAAAGGCUUUAUUGUAUUGGAAAUGUGGGGGGAAUGCAGUGGCGGCUUGUGGUUAAAUAUAGGUACAAAAUAAUUUUAUAUAACAUUUUAUUAUCGCGUUCUUUCCUUCUUUAUGGUUAUUGUUCUCAUUCAUAAUCGAUUCCAAAUUUCAAGUCUGAGUUAUUCUUCUUCUUCUUUAGUUACUGUACCGGGUGUCCCAAUAAGAAUGGCUCUCGGCCAUAUCUCAGGAACCGUUUAUAGUACAGCUUUGAGAAAAAAAUAUUUAUAACAAAAGUUGCCUCGGGAAAACCCUGGAAUUUAUUUUUAUAAUUGUAGGCCCACUGCUAGAGGGCGUACUUAAAUAUCAAAAAUAAAAAAAUCAAAAUUUUACAAAAUUUACCGAAUGAAAGUGCACUGGAAAUAUAAUCAUCGUAUUCUUCAUAAAAUUCUGCGCAUAUUUGAUUUCACAAGUUUAAGUCUACCUUUGCAAAUAAGAGGUGGGGGUGAGUGGGAACCUUCUUAUGAAAAAAUGGCUGUAAGUCCGGUUCUGCUAAAUCGAAUUUUGCAUACUUGGUCUUGUUGAAAACAGCUCUUUUUCGUCAAUUUAAGAGUGUUAUUUUCGAAAUAGCCUAAUACGUAAUAUGCCAUCUAGUAGGCGUUAUUUAAUUAUUUUCAGAAAUCUAGUUUUCUUUGGAAAAUAUUAAAUACAAGUAUGCAUUUUUAAUACUGUAUUACAAAAUUGGACUAAAUUGGCAACAUAAUACCGAAAACCGCAUGUCGAUACCUUUUUUAUAUCUCGAGGUAUCUCAAGAAACGUAUAAAUUUUAAACAACUGUUAAUGUCACCGGUAAACGAAGUUAAGGAAAAAUAGUGUGCUAUGGAAAAAACAAAGAAACAUUUUCCAGAUGUAAACGUAUAUAAUUAAUUAAAAGAACAAUAAGACAAACAACACUAUAAAAUAUAACAAAGAAAUAAAAGCAACUACUUACUUAGUGACGACCUAAAUGUUCAAAUUGUUGCCCAUCAUUUUCGAUGCAAGCAUUUACUCUUUAAAGAGUAGAUUGAACAGUAGUCUCAAUUUCUGCUUUCGCAAUGCUUUGAAUGGCGUUUCGUAUUCUCUAGAUUCUAGAUCAUGUUUUCUCGAGUAGUGGGACUAUCGGCAAAAACAAGGUCUUUAAUCCGUCCCCACAAAUAAAAGUUGUUAUAUUUUAUAGUGUUGUUUGUCUUAUUGUUGUUUUAAUUAAUUAUAUACGUUUACAUCUGGAAAAUUUUUAUUUGUUUUUUCCAUAGCACACUAUUUUUCCUUAACCUCGUUUACUGGUGACAGUAACAGUUAUGUUUAAAAUUUACACAUUUCUUAAGAUAUCUGGAGAUACAAAAAAGAUAUCGCCAUGCGGUUUUCGGUAUUAUGUUGCUAAUUUGGUCUCAUUUUGUAAUACAAGAUUAAAAAUGCAUACUUAUAUUUAAUAUUUUCCAAAGAAAACUAGAUUUCUGAAAAUAAUUAAAUAACGCCUCCUAGCUUGCAUAUUACUUAUUAGGCUAUUUCGAAAAUAAAACACUUACAUUGACGAAAAAGAGCUGUUUUCAACAAGACCAAGUAUGCAAAAUUCGAUUUAGCAGAACCGGACUUACAGCCAUUUUUUCAUAAGAAGGUUCUCACUCACCCCCACCUCUUAUUUUCAAAGGUAGACUUAAACUUGUGAAAUCAAAUAUGCGCAGAAUUCUAUGGAAAAUACGAUGAUUGGAUUUCCAGUGCUCUUUUAUUAGGUAAAUUUUGUAAAAUUUUAAUUUUUUAAUUUUUGAUAUUCAAUUACGCCCUCUAGCGGCGGACCUACAAUUAUGAAAAUAAUUUCCAGGCUUUUCCCGAGGCAACUUUAGUUAUAAAUAUUUUUUUCUCAAAGCUGUACUAUAAACGGUUCCUGAGAUAUGGCCGAGAGCCAUUCUUAUUGGGACACCUGGUACAUUUCUGCCAAGGCAUCCACUAUUCAUUAAUUCUUGUAAGAUGUUAGGUAGUUAGGGAUUAAAUGGUUCUAUGCCAUUUCAACCCCAUACUAAUCGUACCAUUUCAAACUAUGGAUUUUCAUCCAUUAAUGAAUCGUUAUGCAUCCAUGACAUAUUUUUACGUCAUAGAGCUCUUAAGAUGUCUUCUGAGCUCUUCAGUCCCCUUACUUUUUAUUAAUUCAAAGUGGUUUCUAUCCUCCAGGCAAGCCUUAUGUAAUUCUUCCGCGUAUCUGACUUUUGUCAAAUAUUUUAAGAAUAAUCAUGAUUUCAUACACUUCAAAAGCUUUUCAUGUUUAUUAAUAUAUCUGGCCAAUAUUGUCCAUGCUUAUAUCAAACUUAACAGUUAAGCAUCUUCUACCUAUAGAUGAAUUCCAAUCUGCGAAUAUUCAAAAACUUUCGAAUUUUUUGAGACAACAUUUUUGGUUUUUCUAUUCUGCUCUUUAUUUCAGGAACACAACUAUCUUCUACAACAACUAUCUUCACAAGCAUCUUCUACCUAUAGAUGAAUUCCAAUCUGCGAAUAUUCAAAAACUUGCGAAUUUUUUGAGACAACAUUUUUGGUUUUUCUAUUCUGCUCUUUAUUUCAGGAACACAACUAUCUUCUACAACAACUAUCUUCACAAGCAUUUUCUACCUAUAGAUGAAUUCCAAUCUGCGAAUAUUCAAAAACUUGCGAAUUUUUUGAGACAACAUUUUUGGUUUUUCUAUUCUGCUCUUUAUUUCAGGAACACAACUAUCCUUUAGCUGCCAGCUCAAGUAUGAAUUCUUUAUCCAUCUACUUAUAUCAUUCUUCUUCUUGUUGUACGACUCUUUGGAGUUUGGAAAUCCUCAUGGCUAUCCUGAUCUUAUGCAGGUACAGCUGAUCUAGAUUAUUUUACUUCCUUUUUUAUUGAGAAAACUUUUGUUUCGUUGUAAUUUUCAAUACAUAUUAUUGCUGUCUUUUUGACAACACAUAUUGUGAUUUAUUAUCUAUAAUUUCCAUCUUAUAUCUAGUCGCCACUGUAACGUUAAUAAAAAAAAGCUUUUUAAGACAUCACUUUCUUUCAAAUAAAGACUAUUAACUAUAUUAUCUAUUUUAUGUACAAAAUGUUUAAUAAUUUCCUAAAUGUUUUUAUAAAAUAAAAACUGUAUAUAUAUAACCAAAACGGUGCAACAUCCGUAGGUGUCAUGAGCUAUAAGCAUUUAAAUGUAAAUAAAUAAAAUUUGUCAAAUUA
Messenger RNA from Diabrotica virgifera virgifera (western corn rootworm), 8039 nucleotides. RefSeq names its product autophagy-related protein 16-1. Gene Ontology annotation, molecular function: protein binding. Gene Ontology annotation, biological process: autophagosome assembly. The record is from RefSeq and is a predicted model, not a curated record. Gene Ontology annotation, cellular component: autophagosome membrane. The transcript has 2 exons. Bases 255 to 1904 code for a protein of 549 amino acids. Lineage: Eukaryota; Metazoa; Arthropoda; Insecta; Coleoptera; Chrysomelidae.